Microstroma glucosiphilum is the source of this 6951-nucleotide messenger RNA. Its product is annotated as putative ATP dependent RNA helicase. Gene Ontology annotation, cellular component: nucleus. Gene Ontology annotation, molecular function: ATP binding; nucleic acid binding. Bases 214 to 6873 code for a protein of 2219 amino acids. Lineage: Eukaryota; Fungi; Basidiomycota; Exobasidiomycetes; Microstromatales; Microstromataceae. The transcript has a single exon. The record is from RefSeq and is a predicted model, not a curated record.
CCGCCAUCCGUCAUCCUCUAGGCUCCCCCGACCUCAGGCCACACCUACCACCUUUGGUUGUGCUGUUGUCAGUCCGAGGCUAGUCUGCUCCUUUGUGACCAAGGAGGGACCCCCGGCGCCACCUUCGCGGUCGUCUGAGCUCGAUCCGUGAGCUGUACAGCUCGCGUCAGCUGCCUUACAGCCACUCAGAUCCGCACCUCCAAUACCCACAAGAUGCCACCGAAGAAACAGGAUCUCAGCGGCUAUCAAUACUCGGCUCUUUCGGCUCAGGUCACUCAGGCCGACAAGCGUUUCAUUGAGCGGAGAGACAAUGAGCCCACCGGGGAGGCCGAGUCACUGCGUGGCCGCAUCAUCCAAAAGGAUAUGGGCUCUCGCGUUCAAAGAGAGAAGGUGAAAGAUCUCGAUAAGAAGAGGACCAAAGCAGAGGCAGAGGAGAGAACACGGCAAAAGCCAUCCAGAAACUCUGCUGCCAUUGGACCCGGCGUGCAAGGUCACUAUACCGAUGUUCUUCAAGCGACUGCUGAUCUGGAGGGCCUACGUUACGCACCACGGACGGCUGAGACGAGGGAUAUAUAUGAGCUCAUACUGAAUAUCGUCCAUACUGCUCUUGGCGACCAGACCAGUGAUGUCAUUCGCUCAGCCUCAGACGCCGUUCUCGAGAUCCUCAAGACCGAUGAACUCAAGGAUUUCGACAAAAAGAAGGAGAUCGAAGACGUGAUCGGUCAACUAAGUCCUGAGCAUUUCGGACAAUUGGUCAAUUUGAGCAAGAAGAUCACAGACUAUGACCAGGAUGACCGACAAGGCGCAACAGAUAGUUCAGGGAAGUUCCUUGAUGAGGAGGCCGGUGUCGCAGUUCUGUUCGACAACGAGGAAGAGGAGUCGGAUCAUGAAGAAGAAACCUACGUCGUGCGGGAGGACUCUGAUGAUGAGGAUGGAGAACCGGGGCCUGGCAACGAAAAUGCUGAAGCGGAUCGACAACUGGAGGGCUCUUCUAGCGGCGAAGGAGAAUUUGACGAUGCCUUGGUCAUUGGAGAGAGCUCUGGCGCUUCGAAGAAAAGCCAGAACAAGAAUCGGGAUGGUCUCGUCUCAGUCCAUGAGAUUGAUUCGUAUUGGCUACAGCGCCUGAUCGCCGGUCAUUAUCCAGAUGAGCGUGAAGCUACAGAGAAGGCAAAUGAAGCCAUGAGCAUUCUCGCAGCCGACAGCAACAUCCGAGAUUGCGAGAAUGGCCUAAUGGAGCUCUUCGAUUACGAGAAUUUUGGGGUGGUGCAAACCCUAGUCAAGAACCGUGAAGCGAUUGUGUGGUGUACCAAGCUCGGUCGUGCAGAUCAAGAAGAGCGCGUCAAUCUUGAGGUCUUGAUGCGUGAGCAAGGUCUUGGCUGGAUCCUCAAGGAGCUCCGCGGCGGUGGCGAGCACAAAAGUGGCGAGGCUCAGGCACGUCUCGUCCCAAUGGAUAUAGACGAUGCUGCCAAAGCGCGGGCCUACAAGCUUACAACUCGAGCUACUCUUGCUCCUGGUUCCACCGCGCAGCCUCGGAAGGCUGUCGACCUUGAGGCCAUGGCAUUCGGACAAGGCGGGCAUCUCAAUUCGAAUGCCAAAGUGCGCCUUCCUGAAGGUAGCUACAAGAAGUCCGGUAAGGGGUACGAGGAAAUCCAUGUACCGGCGCCAGUUAAGAAACUGGUGCCAGAAAAGGAACUGGUCUCCAUCGCAAGCCUACCCCACUGGGCUCAACCCGCCUUUCAAGGAGCCAAGAGCCUCAAUGCAGUUCAGUCGCGAUGCUAUCCCAUGGCUUUUGGUGAUGAUGAGCCUAUGCUGCUGUGUGCUCCGACAGGAGCAGGAAAGACCAACGUUGCGAUGCUGACUAUACUGCACGAACUCGGCAAAUGGCGAAACCAGUCGACGGGCGAAUUCGAUCUGACCGGGUUCAAGAUCGUCUACGUAGCACCGAUGAAAGCGCUUGUGGCGGAGCAAGCUGCGAAUUUCCGUGAGCGCCUCUCUGUCUUCGGCAUCGUCGUCAACGAAUUGACUGGUGACAGUCAGCUCACAAAGCAACAAAUUGCUGAGACACAGAUCAUAGUCACAACGCCAGAGAAGUGGGAUGUCAUCUCAAGGAAGAGUAGUGACACUUCAUACACGAAUCUCGUGCGCCUAAUGAUUGUGGACGAAAUUCAUCUUUUGCACGACGAUCGUGGGCCAGUCCUCGAAGCUAUCAUCGCCCGGACGAUACGGAGAAUGGAGCAGAUGUCUGAUCCGGUCAGACUCGUGGGUCUGAGCGCUACGUUGCCCAACUACAAGGAUGUCGCCACUUUUCUUCGAGUGAACCCCAAGAAAGGCUUGUUCUAUUUCGAGAGCAACUACCGGCCCUGUCCUCUGAAACAGGAGUAUGUUGGCAUCACGGAGAAGAAGGCGAUCAAACGCUUUCAGAUCAUGAACGAGGUUACGUACGAGAAGACAUUGCAUCAUGUGUCACAGGGCAACCCAGUCAUGGUUUUCGUACACUCCAGGAAAGAGACUGCGAAGACUGCAAAGUUCGUACGGGAUCAAGCAUUAGAGCAAGAUACAUUGACAAAGAUGUUGCCACAAUCAGAGGCAAGCAAAAGGAUUCUACAGGAUGAACUUGAGAAUGUCAAAGAUCCGCAAUUGAAGGAUCUUCUUCCCUAUGGAUUCGGAAUCCACCAUGCCGGAAUGGGGCGCGCGGAUCGACAGCUAGUCGAGGAUCUCUUCGCCGCGCGCCAUCUGCAGGUGUUAGUGUCAACGGCAACCCUUGCUUGGGGUGUCAAUCUACCCGCACACACCGUCAUCAUCAAGGGGACUCAGAUCUACAACCCGGCAAAGGGACGUUGGGUAGAGCUUUCGCCUCAAGAUAUGCUCCAGAUGCUCGGUCGAGCUGGACGGCCACAGCACGACACCUUCGGGGAGGGUGUUGUCAUCACAAACCACAGCGAGCUCCAGUACUACCUCAGUCUCCUCAAUCAGCAGCUGCCAAUCGAGUCUCAGCUCGUCUCCAAGCUGGCUGACAAUCUCAAUGCAGAAAUUGUCCUUGGCUCGAUCCGCAAUCGAGAUGAGGCUGUGGCCUGGCUGGGGUACACCUAUCUCUACGUCAGGAUGCUGCGCACGCCCACUCUCUAUAGUGUGACAGCAGAUUACGCUGAGGAUGACCCUUUCCUGGAGCAGAAACGUGCCGACAUUGUGCAUUCUGCCGCUGUCCUUCUUGAGAAGUGUGGACUUCUACGGUACGAGCGCAAGACCGGCCUCUUCACCACCAACGAGCUUGGUCGAAUCGCAUCUCACUACUACAUCUCUUACACCAGCAUGUCCACAUACCAUCAGCAUCUCAAGCCUCACAUCGGACUCAUCGAGCUCUUCAGAAUCUUUGCCCUCUCAGAAGAGUUCAAGUACCAAGUUGUCCGGCAGGACGAGAAGCUCGAGGUCGGGAAACUUCUCGAAAGAGUGCCCAUACCGGUCAAGGAAUCUCUCGAUGACCCCUCUGCGAAGAUCAAUGUCCUCCUUCAAUCCUGGAUCUCUCAACUCAAGCUAGAGGGAUACGUUCUAGCUGCUGAUAUGGUUUAUGUGACGCAAUCUGCCGGCCGAAUUCUGCGAGCAAUCUUCGAGAUCUGCUUGAGACGGGGUUACGCGCGCCUGAGUCAUAUCGCUCUGGAUUUGUGUAAAAUGGUCGAGAGUCGUCAGUGGGGUUCAAUGACGCCUCUGAGACAAUUCAAAGGAGUUCCGCCAGAGCUGGUCCGUCGACUCGAGAGAAAGGAAUACCCAUGGGCGCGCCUACGCGACCUCGAGCCAAAUGAGAUCGCCGAGCUGAUUGGCGUUCCCAAGGCGGGCGUGACUGUUCACCGUUUGGUAAACAAAUUCCCUCGCCUUGACCUACAAGCGUUCUUCCAGCCUAUGACUAGGUCGCUGCUCUCCGUUGAGCUUACCCUGACACCAGACUUCCAAUGGGACGAGAAAUUCCACGGUAGCGCACAAGCGUUCCACGUUCUCGUCGAGGACGUGGAUGGAGAGAUCGUCCUCUUCCACGACACCUUCCUCCUCCGCCAACAAUUCGCAGAGUCGGACCAUCCGGAACACACCGUGAACUUCACUGUCCCGCUCACGGACCCAGUACCCCCCAACUAUUACAUCAGCGUCGUCAGUGACAGGUGGUUACAGAGCGAGGUUCGCAUGCCCAUAUCCUUCAAAAAUUUGAUCUUGCCCGAGCGCUUCCCACCUCACACCGAGCUUCUGGAUCUUCAGCCCCAGCCUAUCUCUGCUCUGCGAGUCGCUGAAGCACAGCUCAUAUAUGACAAAGUCUUCAGCAGGUUCAACAAGAUUCAGACUCAGACUUUCCACUCUCUUUACGAGGGCGAUGAUUCAGUAUUCGUUGGUGCACCCUCGGGCAGCGGCAAGACGGUGUGCGCUGAAUUGGCUCUCCUCAGGCUGUGGAAUGCCCCGGAGCCUCCUCGAGCUGUGUGCAUCGUACCGUACGACUCCAUGCAGGUGCCUCGGCUGAAGGAAUGGAGCGAGCGUUUUGGUCGAUACAAGGGGGGAAAGACCAUAGUCGGUCUGACCGGAGAGAUGAGUGCUGAUCUCCGGCUGCUCGAAACGGCUGAUGUGGUGAUAUCUACCCCGGAGCAGUGGGACGUUUUGUCGCGACGAUGGAGACAGCGCAAGAACAUACAGAACAUCGGCCUGUAUAUCGCGGACGAUGUGCAGUUGUUGAGUGAUUGGAAGGUCGGGCCCACAUACGAGGCGAUCCUAUCCCGAGCUCGCUUCGUUGCGGCUCAGACGGGCAACAAGACUCGCAUGGUCGCUUUGAGCGUCCCUUUGGGUAACGCGCGAGAUGUUGGAGACUGGCUCGGCUGUGGAUCGAACAGUGUCUUCAACUUCUCUCCAGCAGCCAGGCCAGUGCCACUCGAGGUUCAUCUGCAGAGCUUCAACAUCCCUCACUUCCCGUCUUUGAUGAUCGCCAUGGCCAAACCAGCGUACCUGGCUAUCACCGAGUAUGCUCCGGACUCUCCAGUCCUGGCCUUUGUGCCAUCUAGGAAGCAGGCCAAGCUUACUGCGAACGAUCUGCUAGCCUACGCGCUUGCCGAUAGCGAUCGAGACGGCGGCGAGAGCCGGUUCUUGAACAUCGAAGCUGAAGACCUUAAGCCGCACUUGGAUCGAAUCGAAGACCGCGAUUUGGCAGACGUGCUGGAGAGUGGUAUUGCUUACUAUCAUGAAAGUAUGUCAAAGGGAGACAAGACCAUUGUCGAGAGGCUCUACAACGCAGGAGCAAUUCAAGUCGUGAUUGCAAGCAAGGAGACAGCCUGGAGCAUCCCUCUCACAGCGCACAUGGUCCUCAUCAUGAGUGUCCAGACGUACGACGGCAAGCAACAUCGCUACAUCGACUACCCCAUCACAGAUGUCCUUCAGAUGGUAGGACGCAGUACACAGCUAGGGUCCGGCGAUGAGAGCAGCCGAUGCAUCCUCUUGUGUCAAUCCUCUCGCAAGGAAUUCUACAAGAAGUUCCUGGCGGAAGGCUAUCCUCUGGAGUCACACCUGCACCUCUUCGCCGAGGACUUUUUCAAUGCUGAGAUUGUUGCCAGGACUGUCGACGACAAGCAGGCUGCGGUUGACAUUUUGACCUGGACACUGAUGUACCGACGCCUACAGCAGAAUCCUCAAGCUUACAACUGCCAUGGAAGCACGAUGCAGCACAUCGGUGACUUCCUCUCCGAUCUGGUCGAAAAGACUCUGUCUCAAUUGGAAGACAGCAAGUGUGUUGCAAUCGAAGACGACAUGGAUGUCAGCCCUCUCAAUCUGGGUAUGAUCGCCAGUUUCUACAAUGUCUCGUACGCUACCAUCGAUGUCUUCAAUCUGUCUCUCAAAGAGAAGACGAAGAUGAGGGGACUCUUGGAGAUUGUCACGUCGGCAGAGGAGUAUGAGAACAUUCCCAUUCGUCAGCACGAAGACGUCAUUCUGCGCAGGCUGCACGAUCGGAUGAAGUUCAAGCUGGCUAAGUUGGAGCCAAACAACCCGUCACACAAGGCCUUUGUCCUGCUACAAGCGCACUUUGCCCGGCUCUCACUACCUGCCGAUCUCGAGGUCGACCAGAAGGCGGUUCUGGCCAAGGUGCUCAACCUCUUGAGCGCCUGCGUCGACGUCAUGUCCUCGAACGCGUACCUGAAUGCGAUUGUGGCAAUGGAGCUCUCGCAGAUGUGUGUACAAGCAGUGUGGGACAGCGAUUCGCCACUGCGUCAAGUGCCCCACUUCACCUCGGAGAUCAUUGAGCGCUGCAAGUCCAAGGGUCUUGAAGACGUCUAUGCUCUAGGUGACGCGCUGGGUGACAUGGAGGAAGACGAAAGGGACGCUCUCUUGCAGCUCGACGCGCGCAAGGUGGCUGAUGUGGCCAAGUUGGUCAACCAAUACCCAUACCUGGAAGUCGAGGCCGAGGUGGAGGAUGAUGCCAAUCUGCGUGCCGGGGAUUCGAUCACGCUCAACGUCAAGCUCUCAACGGAUGAAGAAGAAGACGAGUCCGACGAGGCUGGCGCAGCAGUCGAGGCCGUCUCGGCGCCCUUCUACCCGGGACGUAAGAUCCUCAAUUGGUGGAUCACCCUUGGCUCGCCUGGCACGCGCAACCUCCUUGCCAUCAAGCGUGUAGCAAUGACAAAGACGAAGCUCUCCCUCAAGCUAGACUUUACGCUGCCCAAGGGAGUGCAUGAGAAUUUGCGACUGUACUGCGUUUCGGACUCGUACUUGGGAGCGGAUAGGGAGGUGCCUCUUCCUACGCUGGACGUUGCUGAGGGCGAGGAUUCGGAUGAGGACGAUGAGGACGAUGCGGGCAUGUCUGGAGAAGAUGAAGACGGAGCAGCAAAAGAUGGAGACGUGGAGAUGAGUGAAUAAAGGAACGAAUGGCUUGUCUGUAAUAUGAACAAGAGGCAGAGAUGGUUUGUCUGCAAUCAAAAUGAGUUUCAUCGCAUC